AUGCAGGGUGGCCAGAUCUUUGUUUACGGCACCCUCAUGGCCGACGAGGUGCUGAAGCUGCUGCUGAAGCGCGUGCCGCCCAGCAAGCCCGCCACAUUGGCCGGCCACCGGCGCUACGCGAUCAGGGGACAGGUGUUCCCCGCAAUCGUGCCAGCGGAGCCGGAGGCGAGCGUUCGCGGCAAGGUCUUACUGCAGCUCACCAAUAAGGAAUUGGAGAUCCUAGAUGUGUACGAAUCCGAGGAGUACUUCCGGGCCAAGGUGGCACCUGCGUUCGACGACGGCACAACCGUCGAUGCUGAUGUGUACAUCUGGAGGGACACGUACAGGGACCAACUGCUGCCAGAGGGGUGGGAUUACGAGCAGUUCCUCGGACGUGACCUGGAGUCAUACCUCGAAAUGACCACCGAAUUCAUGAAAGAGUACUUUGGCUCCGAGCCGCCCCCCGCGGCGUCCGUUGUCACCGAGUGA
Messenger RNA from Monoraphidium neglectum, 468 nucleotides. Its product is annotated as AIG2-like protein. The transcript is spliced from 4 exons. NCBI's taxonomy places the organism in Eukaryota, Viridiplantae, Chlorophyta, Chlorophyceae, Sphaeropleales, Selenastraceae. The record is from RefSeq and is a predicted model, not a curated record. Bases 1 to 468 code for a protein of 155 amino acids.